Molecule: messenger RNA, 474 nt
Organism: Coccomyxa subellipsoidea C-169
Lineage: Eukaryota; Viridiplantae; Chlorophyta; Trebouxiophyceae; Coccomyxaceae
Exons: 4
Coding region: 1-474 (157 amino acids)
Source: RefSeq, a predicted model, not a curated record
AUGGAGCAGGCGCAGCUGAGAGGGUUUAGGGACCAUAGAAGGGAAGGCCUCUGGAGGGACGCGCAGGACAGCGCUGAGGAACAGCAGCUGAGCGCCUUUUUGGCGGACGACGGCGACCAGCCAUACCCGGAGGAUGCAGACAAUGACGGUGAUGUAAUAAUAAUAAUAAUAAUAAUAAUAAUAAUAAUAAUAAUAAUAAUAAUAAUAAUAAUAAUAAUAAUAAUAAUAAUAAUAAUAAUAAUAAUAAUAAUAAUAAUAAUAAUAAUAAUAAUAAUAAUUCAUCAUGCUUGCAGCCUCGAUCGAGGUUUACCUUCUGGCCCCGGCUGGGGGGUGCGCGGCGGAGACGGCCAGCCGGCCGCAGCCGACGCCGCCGUCGCCACAGUCUCGCUUUGGAGACGGGUGCGGCGGGCGGAGGGGACGGACGAAGGAAGGAAGGAAGGAGAUUACACAUCAACUCCAGCCGCCCAGGGCUGA